CAUUCAGUCUCCUUGCCAGCGCUUCUCUGUUCAUUGCCUAAUCGGUUUCGCAUAUCUGGUUAAAGUAUUUCCAGAGUGGGCCUCCUUUCUCUCGCGGCAUCUGUCUUCCGCAGUCAACUACACUUCGCUUUGCGACAGAUCUGCUCAGCUCUGCCCUGGCUGCCACCACAGUAUUCGCAUCGGCUAUUCUGUGCAACUGUCUCAUCGCAAUACGAACGAAGACGCAUACACCUUCGGAGCUUUCUGUACUUAGACAAGAUGCCUGAAAUAUACAAAGCGACAUAUUCGGGUGUGCCGGUGUUCGAGUAUUUAGCGAAAGGAAUCGCAUGUAUGCGUCGCCGUUCGGACGGAUGGUUGAAUGCGACGCAAAUAUUGAAGGUUGCCGGUUUUGACAAACCCCAGCGUACUCGUAUCCUCGAGCGCGAUGUGCAGAAGGGUACGCAUGAGAAGGUACAGGGAGGUUACGGUAAAUACCAAGGAACCUGGGUACCUCUCGAGCGAGGUCGGCAAAUAGCAAGCCAGUAUGGGAUUGAAGGAGUCCUGCAACCUAUUAUUGACUUUCGGGAAACCUCCGAGAGUCCGCCGUUGGCUCCGAAGCACAUCACCGCUGCUUCCACGAGGACCAAAGCUGCGCCGAAGGCGAAGGCUGCGGUAGCAAAGCGUGCAGCUGCAGCACCUGUUCCUCGGGUGAUGGCUCCACCACCACGGCCUGUGUUGCCCGAUUCCGAAAGUGACCUCGAGGAUGGUGAUGUCAGUGAGGAGUCUUUGGGUAGCGGGUCUGGGAGCGCCUCUCAUAGCCGGGCAUCCUCUCCAGGUGUAUACUCGCAAGUAUCUCAAAGCACGAAUGGAGUGUUGGGAAAGCGGAAGAGACAAACAGCUGGCCAUGAAGCUGCGAACGAGUCGUACACGGAGCAGCUUCUGCAGUAUUUCAUACAGCCAAUUGAGGAGCAUUUUCCUCAGUUCUUAUAUCGGCCUCUGCCCGACUUCGAUGCCAACUCCAUCAUUGAUGAGGAGGGCCACACCGCGUUCCACUGGGCAUGCGCCAUGGCGACUGUGGAAGUUGCACAACUGCUAAAAGAAGCUGGAGCUGAUAUAUCUUUGGCAAAUGCUCAAGGCCAGACGCCCCUGAUGCGAGCUAUCAUGUUUACGAACAACUAUGAGCAGCGAACGUUCUCACGGUUGGUUGAUAUGUUGCAAAGUACAGUGUAUUGUAUGGAUAGAUAUGGGCAAACCGUCUUCCAUCACAUCGCAUUGACCACGACCACCAGGUCCAAGCUGGCUGCGGCAAGGAACUACAUCGAGCUGCUAUUGGCGAAGUUGGCAGAAACUCAGUCCAAAGAACAAAUCGGCCGCAUCUUGGAUAUGCGGAACUUGGAAGGAGAUACUGCACUACUGAUAUGCGCCCGUAACGGUGCACGCAAGUGCGCUCGCGUGAUGAUGGACUUCCUCGCAAAUCCAGGGAUUCCGAAUAAUCAAGGUCAUACUGCGACCGAGUAUAUCAACCAGCACGAUCAGAUGAGAACGGCGGCUGCAAUCCCUACUUUCAGUAACAUGAGCACAUCGCCUCCGCCAGGAAAUCAAUCCAUACAACAGCUCCUUCACGGCGCGCAACAUGUGGAAGCGCAAGAGCCCACGUUUGUUUCUGCGCCUGCCAAAUCUAUCAUGCAGGAUGUGCUGCCCGAUAUCGGCAAGCGGCUGAGGUCUUUGGCCGACGCCUACGAGAAGGAGCUGAAAGAGAAAGAUUCCGACCUGCGGCAAUCGCAGGAUUUGCUUCAGACAACAGAGGCUGAGACAGAGGCGACGACGCAGCAGCUCGAUUCCCUGAACCCGGCGAUGCAAGAAGCUGAAGCUCAGCAAAGCUUCCAGCAAGUGAAUGUACUUACUCAACGGCUUCGUGCAGUAAUGGAGCGGAACCAGGCUAAGGAUCUUGCAAAGCUUGUGCAAGAGGAAGAGCAUCGUGCAAAGGCGUUAUAUAGCCCCGCUGGAAACGAGGAUGAUGCCGAAAAGUAUCAACUUAUGGAGGAGCUUGCUAGCUUGCAACGUGAGCGGAGAGCACUUGUCAACGAACAGGUUGAGCUUAGUGCUGCGGCUGGUGUCGGUGAGCGAAUGAGCGAUUACAGACGACUGAUUGCUAUUUGUUGUAACAUUCGUGUCGAGGAGGUUGAUGGCUUGCUUGAUGAUCUUCUUGACUCGCUACAAAGUUUGACUCCCACAGGUAGGGAAGACUCGGUUUUUUAGAAAUGGGGACUAGGUUUGGUCUAGUUGGCGUUAGUUUUAGCAAUACCACUGUACUCUGUGUAUUAG
This is a messenger RNA of Saitoella complicata NRRL Y-17804, 2304 nucleotides long. Its product is annotated as apses-domain-containing protein. The coding region runs from base 259 to 2238 and encodes 659 amino acids. Lineage: Eukaryota; Fungi; Ascomycota; Saitoellomycetes; Saitoellales; Saitoellaceae. Gene Ontology annotation, cellular component: MBF transcription complex; SBF transcription complex. The transcript has 2 exons. The record is from RefSeq and is a predicted model, not a curated record. Gene Ontology annotation, molecular function: transcription regulator activity; protein binding; DNA binding.